GGGUUACAGGCAUGCGUCACCACAUCUAGCCACUCAUUUUAAUCCUUCUCACUUCCCUUUCACACACCCCCACUCUGCUACCUGCGUCUCAAUCCUCCCAAGCGCGCAGAGAGGCCCGGAAAUGGGGAGAGCAGCCGCCACAGGGCCAGGGACGCACUUCCGGUUUGGCUUUGUUUUGGUUUUUCCCGCAGCGGCGUGGUAAGGGUUCUGGUUGGAGAAGUCUGUGGGAAAGUGACCCCUGGGGCAACACUUAGAGGAAGUCAGCAGAUGCCGGAAAAAGUCCUGUUAAAUUCUGAACGCCCCAAAGCGCAGAUGGCUGUGAGGUCCCAGGUCGCCGCGCCACUCCUGUCGGAGGAAAUUUUAAAGGGGAAAGUGGAGGAAGACUCACGCGAGGUGCUGGAGUCCGAACCCCCCGGGGCCUGCACGGAUCCCGAAGGUUCUCGGCGGCAGUUUAGGCAGCUGCGGUACCAUGAGGUGGCUGGGCCCGCAGAGGCGCUGAGCCGGCUCGGGGAACUUUGUCGUCGGUGGCUGAGGCCCGAGCUGCACUCCAAGGAGCAGAUCCUGGAACUGGUGGUGUUGGAACAGUUCCUGAGCAUCCUUCCUGGGGAGCUGCAGGCGUGGGUGCGGAGACACUGCCCAGAGAGCAGGGAGAAGGCUUCGGCCCUGACUCGGGCUCUCCUGGCAGCGCUGGCCCAGACCCCAUGUGAGGGAUUGGUGACUUUAGAGGCUGUGUCUGUUACCUGGGAAGAGUGGAAGCAUCUAGAUGCAGCUCAGAGGUACUUCGGAAGGGAGAGUGCACUGAAGGAUUACCGGAGCAUGGUCCUGCCCAAUUUGGAAACUAAAGCUGAGAACAAGGAGUUGAUCCCAGAGGAACAAAUAUUUGAAGAAGUGAAGCCCCAGCCAUGGCUACAAACAGUGUCCGAAGGAAAGGCAUCUCUGUUUUCUGAGGGUGCCAGUAUCGAUGAGGACAGAGUUGAGAAGCAGCCAACAAACUUCAUGUCACUAAAACUCAAAAAUUCUCCUGAAGAGCAAAGACUCACCAGCAUCUCAAAUCUCAAUAUAAAGGGCUCUACAGAAGGAGUAUCUAAAAGUAAUGAAUUUGAGAAUGGGGCCAGAAAUUCCAGCUUUAUUAUUGGUCAGCACAACCAGACUGUGUCAAGGCCCAUUGAUGGUAAAGAAUAUAGGAACAAGCAUAAACAAAGUGUAGAUAAGGUGAACUGUCAUAUAGUAAAACCUCACAAGUCUGUUCACAUUGGAGAUAAUGUUCCUUGCUCUGGCCUUUUUGAGACCCAGAGGCAGUUUUGUGAAAGACGUUACAAAUGUGAUAGCUGUGAGAAGAGUUUCAAACAGCGUUCAGAUCUCUAUAAACAUCAGAGGAUCCACACAGGUGAGAAACCUUAUGAAUGCCAAGAAUGUGGGAAAAGCUUCAGUCAGAGUGCUGCUCUCAUUAAACACCAGAGGACACACACAGGUGAGAAACCAUAUGCCUGCAUGCAGUGUGGGGAAUGCUUCAGACAGAGCUCACAUCUAAAUCGGCAUCAGAAAACACAUGUUGGAAAGAAAUACUGUAAAUGUGUUGAAUGUGAGGAGACCUGCAACAAUUCCAGCCGUUUUAGGCAUCAGAGACUCCAUAAUGGGGAGCGACGCUACAAAUGUGAGGAGUGUGAGAAGAGCUUCAAACAGAGUUCAGACCUCUUUAAGCACCAGAGAAUCCACACUGGGGAGAAGCCUUAUAGAUGUUCUUUCUGCGGGAAAAGCUUCAGUCAGAGUGCAACUCUCAUUAAACACUGUAGAACUCACACUGGAGAAAAACCUUAUAAAUGUUUGGAAUGUGGGAGAAGCUUUAGACAGAGUACACACCUUAUCCGACACCAAAGCAUCCAUCGAAAUAAAGACCCAUGCAUUUGAUA
Molecule: messenger RNA, 1910 nt
Organism: Cavia porcellus (domestic guinea pig)
Lineage: Eukaryota; Metazoa; Chordata; Mammalia; Rodentia; Caviidae
Gene: Znf394
Product: zinc finger protein 394
Exons: 4
Coding region: 268-1908 (546 amino acids)
Biological process (GO): regulation of DNA-templated transcription
Source: RefSeq, a predicted model, not a curated record